AUGUGCCUUUGGAUCCUUGUAUUUCCUCAAGGCUCACCUUUCUCCACGAUUCACUCUCUAUAUCCGUCAGAUCCACCUUAGAUCUGACGGCGAUAGCCACACCAAUCUAUUCCUUCCCAAAAUGUCUCGCAAUUAGAUUCUUUCCAAGUUCUUCUGUAAAUCCCAAGUCCCGCUCUUUUCCUCUUUAUCUCUUUCACCAGCUUCGCUACUAAGACAACAAUCUUUCCCUCUCUCUCACCCGAUCGGUCUUUCAAUUGUAAGAAAAAUGCAGGAACAAGCGACUAGCUCUUUAGCUGCAAGCUCUUUACCAUCAAGCAGCGAGAGGUCAUCAAGCUCUGCUCCACAUUUGGAGAUCAAAGAAGGAAUUGAAAGCGAUGAGGAGAUACGGCGAGUGCCGGAGUUCGGAGGAGAAGCUGCCGGAAAAGAAACUACCGGUAGAGAAUCUGGUUCGGCGACUGGUCAAGAGCGGACACAGACAGCGGUCGGAGAAAGUCAAAGGAAGCGAGGGAGGACACCGGCGGAGAAAGAGAACAAGCGGCUGAAGAGGUUGUUGAGGAAUAGAGUUUCAGCGCAGCAAGCAAGAGAGAGGAAAAAGGCUUACUUGAGUGAGUUGGAAAACAGAGUGAAAGACUUGGAGAACAAAAACUCUGAACUUGAAGAGCGACUCUCUACUCUCCAGAACGAGAACCAGAUGCUUAGACAUAUUCUGAAGAACACAACAGGAAAUAAGAGAGGAGGUGGUGGUUCUAACGCUGAUGCAAGCCUUUGAUCUCCUUCUUCUUGUGCUAUAUUUUUGUGUAUAAAAUUUACAGAGAAUUGUAUCAAUAAAAAUGUUAUAUUAUUACUUGGGAUGUGAGUGCUAAAAUCGCAAAAUUGUAGACCGAAUUCUCUUGUAGUCUGUAGAUUUUCUUAAUUCAAAGCUGAUAUUGUUUUUAACAAAAAAAAA
Arabidopsis lyrata subsp. lyrata is the source of this 946-nucleotide messenger RNA. RefSeq names its product transcription factor HY5. Gene Ontology annotation, biological process: regulation of photomorphogenesis; response to red light; response to far red light. Lineage: Eukaryota; Viridiplantae; Streptophyta; Magnoliopsida; Brassicales; Brassicaceae. Gene Ontology annotation, molecular function: DNA-binding transcription factor activity, RNA polymerase II-specific. The record is from RefSeq and is a predicted model, not a curated record. Gene Ontology annotation, cellular component: nucleus. The transcript has 4 exons. The coding region runs from base 266 to 769 and encodes 167 amino acids.